Molecule: messenger RNA, 3309 nt
Organism: Phacochoerus africanus (Common warthog)
Lineage: Eukaryota; Metazoa; Chordata; Mammalia; Artiodactyla; Suidae
Gene: AK5
Product: adenylate kinase 5
Exons: 14
Coding region: 368-2056 (562 amino acids)
Biological process (GO): nucleoside triphosphate biosynthetic process; ATP metabolic process
Cellular component (GO): cytosol; cytoplasm
Molecular function (GO): nucleoside diphosphate kinase activity; ATP binding; AMP kinase activity
Source: RefSeq, a predicted model, not a curated record
GGCGCGCAGAGCGGGAGAGGCAAGCAGACUGCUGCCUGGCGCCCGCCGCGCUGUCCUCCCUCCUCCUCCGCUCCCUCCGCCCCUCCCCCAGCGGCCGCGCAGCCUGGAGCCCGGGCAGACUCCGCUCGGAGCGCGCAGCUCGGGCGCGGGGACUAGUGGCUAGGCGGGGGCGGCGGGAGCGCUGAGACGACAGCCCCGGGGAGAGACGGAGGGGGGCCCAGUCUGGGCAGGCAGAGUCGAGCGUGUGAGUGUUUGCGCGUGAAAGCGAGGGCUGCACUGUGCUCGGCGCGGACCCAGCCAUCCCCAGCCCAGGUCGCCGCAGCCCAGAAGCCUCCCGCCCGCGCCCCAAGGCACGCGCGGCACAGCCAUGAACACCAACGAUGCCAAGGAGUAUCUGGCCCGCAGGGAAAUCCCUCAGCUUUUCGAGAGCCUUUUGAAUGGACUGAUGUGUUCUAAACCUGAAGACCCAGUAGAGUACUUGGAAAGUUGUUUACAGAAAGUAAAGGAACUAGGAGGCUGUGACAAGGUGAAAUGGGAUACAUUUGUAAGCCAGGAGAAGAAGACCUUACCCCCACUCAAUGGAGGACAGUCACGGAGAUCCUUUCUAAGAAAUGUAAUGCCUGAAAAUUCAAACUUUCCAUAUCGGCGGUAUGAUCGGCUCCCUCCAAUCCAUCAAUUCUCCAUAGAAAGUGAUACGGACCUCUCCGAGACUGCGGAGUUAAUUGAGGAGUAUGAGGUCUUUGAUCCUACAAGACCUCGACCCAAAAUCAUUCUUGUCAUAGGUGGUCCAGGAAGUGGAAAGGGUACUCAAAGUUUGAAAAUUGCAGAGCGUUAUGGAUUUCAAUACAUUUCGGUGGGAGAACUAUUAAGGAAGAAGAUCCACAGUACCAGCAGCAAUAGGAAAUGGAGUCUUAUUGCCAAAAUAAUUACAACUGGAGAAUUGGCCCCACAGGAAACAACGAUUACAGAGAUAAAACAAAAACUGAUGCAAAUGCCUGAUGAAGUGGGCAUUGUUAUUGACGGGUUUCCAAGAGAUGUUGCCCAGGCUCUGUCUUUUGAGGACCAAAUCUGUACUCCCGACUUGGUGGUGUUCCUGGCUUGUGCCAAUCAGCGGCUCAAAGAAAGAUUACAGAAGCGUGCAGAGCAGCAGGGGCGGCCGGAUGACAAUCUGAAAGCUACCCAGAGGAGGCUAAUGAACUUCAAGCAGAACGCGGCUCCAUUGGUUAAAUACUUCCAGGAAAAGGGACUUAUCAUGAUGUUCGAUGCUGACCGGGACGAGGAUGAGGUGUUCUAUGACAUCAGCGUGGCGGUUGACAGCAAGUUAUUCCCCAACAAAGAAGCCGCAGCAGGUUCAAGUGACCUUGACCCUUUGAUAAUGUUGGACGCUGGAGAGAUCAUUGACACAGGAUCUGAUUAUGAAGACCAGGGUGAUGACCAGUUACCUGUGUUUGGAGAGGACACCAUGGAAGGUUUCAUGGAGGAGUUGAGGAAGUGUAAAAUUAUUUUCAUGAUUGGUGGCCCAGGCUCUGGCAAAGGCACACAGUGUGAAAAGCUGGGGGAAAAAUAUGGAUUGACGCACCUUUCGACUGAUGAGCUUCUGCGGAAUGAGCUGUCAUCAGAAUCUGAAAGAAGCAAAUUGAUCAGAGACGUCAUGGAACGUGGCGAGCUGGUGCCCUCAGGCAUCAUUCUGGAGCUCCUGAAGGAGGCCAUGGUGGCCAGUCUCAGCAACACCAAGGGCUUCCUGAUUGACGGCUACCCUCGCGAAGUGAAGCAAGGGGAAGAGUUCGGGCGUAGGAUCGGGGACCCGCACUUGGUGAUCUGUAUGGACUGCUCGGCAGACACCAUGACCAACCGCCUUCUCCAGAGGCGCCAGAGCAGCCUGUGCGCAGACGAGGACACCACCACCAUCGCCAAGCGCCUUGAGACCUACUACCGAGCCUCCAUCCCUGUGGUCGCCUACUAUGAGACCAAAACACAGCUACAUAAGAUAAAUGCGGAGGGGACGCCAGAAGAAGUUUUUCUUCAGCUCUGCUCAGCUAUUGACUCUAUUUUCUGAAGGCAAAAAUGCAUGUAUAUUAAAGAAGGCAGAGACAGAAAAAUAUUAAAAGAUUCAUCCCUUAACACAAUAAGUUCUGAUCUAAACCUUUUGUGUGUCCCCCUCCCCAGCUCCAUUGCUGUCUGCUUCCCAGCUUGACCUGAGAGGUGUCUGGAAAUCAUGCAUGGUGUAUUUGGUAUCAUCCAACCUUUUCUUCCCUAGUCAGAGCUGCCUGCACUUACAGCACGCACACUUCUUCAUUUCCUAGUAAUGUGAACAGCAGUGCGAUGCCCAUUUGUGUCAGUGGUGCCUUCAGGACUUGCUAGAGUCUGAUCAUUUGGUUCUACUCUCCUCAAACAGCAUCCCUAACACUCUAUCACAUCCUCCCUCCUCUCCUCAAGAUCUAUAUGCUGUUACCUGAUUAAAGCCCUUAACACGAGGGGCAGGCUUGGGCAUCUUCCUCUGGAAGCUGUUUCCUCAAGUUUCAUCCAGAGAGAUUCAGCUGACAAGACAGCACCAAUUGUUCAUAGGAAAUUUGAGUAAAUCCGAAAAUGUGCCACAUUUUUAAAAUGUGAAAUCGUAUAGCUUUUCCAAGACAGCAAAAUCUAGACUAGUCACCAAGUAUCAUUUCUCUACCCAUGUCUAUGAAAUUGGCUAUUUGGAACAUGGUUACAUUGGCUAAGAGAACAAAUUGGAUAAGUUGCCAAACUUAGUCUCUUCCAAUACUUGGUGGUGCAUUUUGGGAAUUAAUAGAAUACCAGUGACCAAACGUACGUUAGAAGCAUGAGGUGAUUUGGUACUGCCUUCACUGGACUACUGUCAACUUAUGGCUUUUGUUUUAAAUGAUCAACUAUUUAGUUACCAAGCAACAAAGUAACAAAACUGAUACAGGUGGAAGGGGCAUGUCAUACAUGAUGUGUAACAGACCCCAAUGCUCUAUUUGUUUCAUACAGGCGUUUUCUAGGGGUUUGCAAACCUUGUCAUACCCAUAUAUAAAACUGUGUUUCCUUAAGUCAGGCCAGUGAAGUUUGGGUUCACUUUUGUGACAUCAGUAGCCAUAUGAGAGCUUCUUAUAUAUUCUACUGGAGUAACUGCAUCUUCCCUUCAGUCACUACAAAAGACCAUUGUUUCUGUUUGCAUGAUUUCUUUUUUUUUUUUUUUGUCUUUCAGUGGUUGUGCGGAUAAGGAUCCAUUUCUGGGACAGAAUUGUAUUUUUAAAAUCUUUUUUUUUUCUUGAAAUGGAUAUGCACAAAUAAAAUAACUGGAACACAGAA